Messenger RNA from Notodromas monacha, 2020 nucleotides. The record is from the annotation of a GenBank genome assembly. Lineage: Eukaryota; Metazoa; Arthropoda; Ostracoda; Podocopida; Cyprididae.
AGAACCGAUGGCAUUUCGUUGACUUUAUCAUGCCAUAAGUACGGCACUCUUCCGUUGCAGAAAUUCGUGCUGAAUGCGUCGCUUUCGUCAGAAACUUUUAGGUUGCCGCCGGUAUAUUCUGAGAGGAUUCCGUGUACUCUCGAAGCCAGGUCGAAAAAUCCCGAGGAAUCGAAUCUUACAGCUGCUGGGUCAACUUCUCAAAUCCUGUUCAAACUUGUGGACGAAUUCAUGUGUCCUCAUCCUAUGGGCUUGAAAUUCUAUCCUUUAAUCGUUCCUCUUGGAGAAGGCGGUUUAGAAAAUGGUCAAUUUCGACUGACAUGGACUGUUCCGGCAGUAGGCACAGAUUUCAAACCGUUUCCAGUGAAUUUGUAUGAGAUCAAGUGUGAUCGUUGCGUCAUUGAGGUGAUCGGCCACAAGCACGCCCGCACUCCUGCAGACUCCCUGAUUGAUGGAAAGAAAAUGUACAUGCACAUCGUAGAUCUGAAAAUCCGCAAAAAAACUUCCGACAUGUGCGUCAGGCCGAAGGAGGAAGCCGUGUUACAAAACGGCACUGACAUGAAAGCCUGUGAAUGCAAGAUUCGGGGCGAAUUCACCCAAGACAACCACCGGUUUCAAACGAUGUGGUCUCGUGCUGCUGUUGUCCCCGAAGUCCCGAAUCCAAAGCGACGCUGUUGGUUUGAAUUCAUCGGUAAAUAUCUGAUUUGGCGAGCGAAAACCCAAAAAUUCGUUUCUCGAGAAGCUGUCAGAAGUGACGUGAUCCUCCAUUAUACCAUUUUGUCAAUCUUCAUCGCAUUGGGAACGAUGCUCAACAUUUUCUUCUGCUAUAGUCUCAGCAUGAAUAAAGAGCGUCAAUCUACGACGAUUUCUGUCCAAACAGAAGAUCCUCGUAAAGAAAGAGAUGUUGAACCAAACACGGAAUCCGAUGCCAUCGUUGUUCCCGUGACGGAUACUUCUUUUUCCAACUCAGAAAAAGUGACACCAUCAAUAAGCAUCUUAGCUAGACACAGAUCUAGAAAACUGAAGGCGGAAGACAGCGGCACACGUUUAGCUUCGGUAAAGAAGUCUCCUGUGGUUACAAGAGUGACAUCUAGGAUCGAACGUUUAGAUAAUUCCGCGGCAGUUCGCGAAAGUUUCCCACCGACUCGCGUCCAGUCCGAAGUAACGACCCGAGAGUCUCCGCAGGGCUCCACAUCGGACGAUGUGCAAGACAUUUCAGCAACGUGGUCAUCAUGGAAAGACCCGGAUUUAUUGUUGCUUCGAGCGCCAUUUGAUGAUUCUCAACCGGAAGAAUCCAAAUCAACAGGAGCAUUCACGAAUGUUGGGGAUGAGCAUUCGGAGGACAAGUCCAUGACAAGCUCAGACCCUGCUGCUGCUGAUGAUGAUGAUGAUGACGAAGAUCCCAGUGAUGCUGUGACUAUUCUUUUCCCCGAAAAUGACCAGUCGCAGACAAAUCACAGUUCUCCUGUUGCGUUUCCCAGCGCUAGAGAAAGGAAAUCGCGAUUCAGACGAUUCCUCGCAGCGAUCGGCGGCAGAAGACCACAACUGAGUGAAGAGAAGGAUUUCGAAAGACACCCACUGAAGCCGACGGUUGAAAUGACCACUCUUGCUUCCAGCAAUGCUUUGCCGGACCAGAAGUCAUAACACGUAAUCAACUGUGGGACGAACAUAGUAGUUUUCUCUCUUUUUUCGUUCGGAGAGGAAAGUGAUUAAUGAAACCUUCUUUAGAAGAGACAUUUGCGAUAAAAAAUUUGCAGAAAAUUGAAGCGCAGAAAUGAAACCUUUCACUGAGCACAUUUAGCCAUCUAUCUCUGAAAUUGAUGAAAUCGAGUAUUAACCUUAUGCUAAUUCAUUUUUUUUUAACCUGUCAUUUGUUUUUACACUAUACAGUGGACCCUCAGUUGAUGAAUUCAAUUGGUUCCAGACCAAGUGUUUUCAACCCAAAAUUUUGUUAAUUGAAUUUGAUUACCCCAUAGACUUCAAUGGCAAAGAAUGUAAUUGCUGGUUCUGUGUACCCAAAAUA